AUGAACUCGUUUGUGGAAUAUUCUGUUUUCAAUCGAGCUGGGAGCGGUGCUCAUUCCGCCCCUAAACCCGGAUACCAGCCUCACAGCCUCCACCACCUCCCGCUGGACCAGCACCACGCCUUCUCCGCGGCCCCCGGGGCCCCCGGGGCCCUGAACCCGGCUCUGGGCGGCUCCUCGGGGGGCAGCACCGGCGGGGACGGCGGCGGGUACGCGGCGGACGGCAGGAUUUACGGGCUCACCGGAGAGGAGAGCGGGGGGGUGCACGAGUCCCCGGGAGCGGGCCUGCUGCAUCCCCCUGAGCAGCAGUACCAGCACACGCACACGCACACGCACACGGACUACCAGCACCACUCCGCCCUGCCGCAGACCCAGGGCCUCCAGACCGGGGUGCUGGCCCCCUACUCCGGCGCCUACGCGGGCCAGGCCUGCGCCACAAACCUGGAGUACGCUCCUUCGACGGGCCCCCCCCAGUACUUCAUGGAGGAGUCCGUGGCCACCACCUACUACCACCAGCCGGGCUUCCACGGCUCGGGCCCGGCUUUCGGCCCCGGCUACGGCGCGCUGGCCGGGGCCUGCUGCGGCCCGCAGGCCGCCUUCGGCUGCCCCCACUACCCGCAGCAGGUCGGCGGGGGCCUGGACUCAGUCAAGUACCUGGGCCUGAAUCAGGGAGGGGGCUACGGGGAGCUGCCGCUAAACCAGGACCGGGGGGGGGCGGAGGAGGACGGCCCGCAGGCCGGGCAGGGGCAGACCUUCGACUGGAUGAAGGUGAAGAGGAACCCGCCGAAGACAGUCAACAUCUCAGAUUUCGGCCUGUCGGGCGCGCACAACAACGCCAUCCGCACCAACUUCAGCACGCGGCAGCUGACGGAGCUGGAGAAGGAGUUCCACUUCAGUAAGUACCUGACCAGGGCGCGGCGCGUGGAGAUCGCCGCCACGCUCGAACUCAAUGAGACGCAGGUGAAAAUCUGGUUCCAGAACAGGCGGAUGAAGCAGAAGCGGCGCGAGCGGGAGGGCACCCCCGCUCACGCGCGCUCGUCCUGCUCUGACCUCGGGAGUGGCUUCACCAAGGACAUGGAGGACACUGACCACUCGUCCUUGUCCACGUCUCCGGGCGCGUCCCCGAGCUCGGAGACGUAG
This is a messenger RNA of Menidia menidia (Atlantic silverside), 1137 nucleotides long. The record is from the annotation of a GenBank genome assembly. NCBI's taxonomy places the organism in Eukaryota, Metazoa, Chordata, Actinopteri, Atheriniformes, Atherinopsidae.